ACUUUUGAGGCGAAAGCCGUCAAUGCCGUCAUGUCCUCUCUCAAGAUUUUCUCUCAGGUUAUACACUGUGUAUGAGCGACAAUGCAGUAUACAGGUUAUAAUUUAUAAGUUAUUCGAUUUAUUCAUAUAAGUCACGUGUUGAAUGUUAAACGAUGGCAAAUAACAACGAUAGCUGUUUCAUCACUGCGCCUGGCUUCUGUCCGGAUUGUGGUUCAGUUUUACCCUUGCUUGGCGAAAGAGGCGGCGUCACAUGUUACACGUGCAAGAGAGAAUGGGGUUCUGAAGUUUUUGGCGACAUGGGAAUGACGCAUACAAUCUUUUUUAAUACUAAGCACACUUAUGCGUCUGCCAGAGAAGGCGAUGAGAGAGAUAGUGAUGACGAUGCAGAUGGGCCAGUGGUAGAGCGACAGUGUCCUCAGUGUCGAAACGACAAAAUGUCCUAUGCAACAUUGCAAUUGAGAUCUGCUGACGAAGGACAGACUGUAUUUUACACAUGUACCAAAUGCAAAUUCAAGGAAACAGAAAAUUCAUAACAUAAAAAAAUCGCGUUAUAUAUCUUAUUUUAUAAGGAAUUUUGUCAUAUGGAACAAGUACAAUUUUUUUUUCUUUUUAGAGAAUAGAAAAUACAUAUUAUUUUUAUACUGCGCGAAAUAGUUGAAAAAGAAAUUAUAUUUUUGUACUCUACAUAUUUUUAUUAAAACAUGUAAUGUCAGUUGCUUCUAGAGUUCUGUUAAUAAGUAUUAUUAUUUGUACAUACAAAAGCAUACAGCGGGGCGUCUUUAUGAGAUUUAUACCUCAAGAUAAAAAUACAUCGCUUUAAUAAAACAUAGAGCUUUAUUUAUAAUACACUCAACAAAUAGUGGUGAAAGAGAGUACACUUGUCAUAAUUUCAUAAUUCUACUGGGUCACAAUAUCUUUUCUUUCUAACAAUGUUCCUUUACCUUAAUUAAGUGUUCAAGUAAGUAAUUUGGUAUAUACAAUGCGCGUGUCUGGAGAAAAGUUAACAAUUAUUUUAAUAAAUUCAUCUUGAUCCACUCUCAAAAUUAUUACAGUGGUCCUUGCAUUAAAAAACUUUUUAAUAGAGAGUUUGUCGAUAGUUCCUUACUUAUCCUAGGUAUGCAUUUACACAUUGGCACUAAUAUUUGCCCGUGGUCUAACAAUAAUAAGAAGUAGAUAUGCUAUCUUACGUUAAGGAAAGGUGUCCCAAUAAACUAAUUCUUGAAUUUUAUAUGCAUUACGUAAACUAUAGAUAUACAAAUGUGAUAUAUAAAGUGAUGUAAUUGCACUUUCUUAAUACUCUGGUAUACCCACAGUAUAAGCUAAAGUGGAGAAAUAAAAUUUGUUACU
Wasmannia auropunctata (little fire ant) is the source of this 1347-nucleotide messenger RNA. RefSeq names its product DNA-directed RNA polymerase I subunit RPA12 (gene RpI12). Gene Ontology annotation, molecular function: zinc ion binding; nucleic acid binding; DNA-directed RNA polymerase activity. The transcript is spliced from 3 exons. Gene Ontology annotation, cellular component: RNA polymerase I complex. NCBI's taxonomy places the organism in Eukaryota, Metazoa, Arthropoda, Insecta, Hymenoptera, Formicidae. Bases 153 to 533 code for a protein of 126 amino acids. Gene Ontology annotation, biological process: termination of RNA polymerase I transcription; DNA-templated transcription. The record is from RefSeq and is a predicted model, not a curated record.